Colletotrichum truncatum is the source of this 2352-nucleotide messenger RNA. RefSeq names its product Heat shock protein 78 (ATPase). NCBI's taxonomy places the organism in Eukaryota, Fungi, Ascomycota, Sordariomycetes, Glomerellales, Glomerellaceae. The record is from RefSeq and is a predicted model, not a curated record. Gene Ontology annotation, molecular function: ATP hydrolysis activity; ATP binding. Gene Ontology annotation, biological process: protein refolding; protein unfolding; cellular response to heat. Gene Ontology annotation, cellular component: cytoplasm; mitochondrial matrix.
AUGCAAGCUAGAAGGCAACUCAUCUCAACUGCCCGGCGUUUUGCCGGGUCAACAGUAGCUAGACCACGGCUCAUCUCAAGAGCAAUUCUCACCGAAUCCGCUGCACUGAGAAGCGCGAGACUCCUACCGACGUUAACAAUCCGGACAUAUGCGAAUGGCAGACCCCAUCCUCCAGGCGGUACCCACCGCAUGAAUAUGGGUGGCGAGCCUGAGAAACCGGCACUGGAACAGUAUGGCAUUGACCUGACGGCCAAGGCUAAAGAAGGAAAGCUAGACCCUGUCAUUGGUCGUGAUGCUGAAAUCCAAAGAACGAUUCAAAUCUUGUCACGGCGGACGAAGAACAAUCCCGUCGUGAUCGGCAAGGCCGGCACGGGUAAAACAGCCAUUCUCGAAGGCCUUGCACUUAGAAUCGUGCGUGGUGACGUUCCAGAAAGUAUAAAAAACAAACGCGUUAUCGCUCUUGACCUUGGCUCUCUCAUUGCAGGAGCAAAGUUCAGGGGAGACUUCGAGGAGAGACUGAAAAAGGUCUUGACCGAAGUCCAGCAAUCUGAAGGCGAAGUGAUUCUUUUCAUCGACGAGCUGCAUACGCUGCUUGGCCUUGGCAAAGCUGAGGGCUCGAUCGACGCGAGCAACCUGCUGAAGCCAGCACUCGCUCGAGGCGAACUACAAUGUUGCGGCGCGACUACUCUCGAAGAAUACCGUUUGAUUGAGAAGGAUGUUGCUCUCGCACGAAGAUUCCAGCCGAUCAUUGUCAACGAACCCACUGUUCAGGACACUAUCAGUAUUCUCCGCGGCAUCAAGGACAAGUAUGAAGUUCAUCAUGGUGUCCGGAUUACCGACGGCGCUCUUGUCGCAGCCGCUACUUACUCAAACCGCUACAUCACCGACCGAUUCCUCCCUGACAAGGCCAUUGACCUCAUGGAUGAAGCUGCCAGUCAUCUCAAGCUUCAACACGAGUCAAAGCCCGAAGACAUUAUGGCCCUUGACCAGAAAAUCAUGACUAUCCAGAUCGAAUUGGAGAGUUUGCGCAAAGAAAAGGACGUGGCCAGCCAAGAGCGCCGCGAGAAGCUGCAAGCCGACCUGAAGAAGUAUGAAGAAGAGAUCGCAGAGCUCACUAAGCGCUGGGAAGCUGAGCGCGCUGAGAUCGAAGCCGUCAAGAAAACCCAAGAAGAUCUUGACAAAGCUAGGAUCGAGCUCGACCAAGCCCAGAGAGAGGGCAACUUCGGACGUGCCUCGGAGCUCAGAUACAGCGUCAUACCUUCUUUGGAGCAAAAAAUUCCCAAGGAUGGCGAGAAACAGAAUGGCACCCUCAUCCAUGAUGCAGUAACUGCCGACGACAUCGCAGCAGUUGUGUCAAGGGUUACUGGCAUCCCUAUCUCCAAGCUCACUUCGGGUCACGUUGAGAAGCUCGUUCACAUGGAAGAUACGCUCCGCGAGUCGGUCCGUGGUCAAGACGAGGCCAUAAGGGCUGUCUCCAACGCGGUACGUCUCCAGCGGGCUGGACUUAGCGGGGAGAACAGGCCUACUGCCUCAUUCUUCUUCCUCGGACCUACCGGCGUGGGCAAGACAGAGCUCUGCAAGAAGCUUGCGGGCUUCCUCUUCUCCACCGAGUCAGCUGUUGUCCGCUUCGACAUGAGCGAGUUCCAGGAGAAGCACACCAUCUCCCGUCUUAUUGGCGCGCCGUCGGGCUACGUCGGCUAUGAGGACGCCGGUCAACUCACUGAAGCCGUCCGUCGCAAGCCUUACGCUGUGCUUCUGUUCGAUGAAUUCGAAAAGGCACACCGUGACAUCUCAGCACUGCUCCUGCAGGUGCUCGACGAGGGCUACCUUACCGACGCGCAGGGCCACAAGGUCGACUUCCGCAACACUAUCAUCGUCCUGACAUCCAACCUCGGCGCUGACAUACUCGUCGGGGCAGACCCGAACCACCCGUACAAGGAGACGCCCGACGGCGAUGUGGACCCAAGCGUCCGAAAGGCUGUUAUGGACGUUGUUGCCGCCAACUAUCCGCCCGAAUUCCUCAACCGCAUUGACUCAUUCAUUGUCUUCAAGCGUCUCGCUCUUAGUGCCAUCCGCGACAUUGUCGAUAUCCGCUUGAAGGAGCUGCAAGCCCGCCUCGACGACAAGCGGAUUGUCCUCGAUGUCCCCGCUGAGGUUCGUGACUGGUUGGCCGAACGUGGAUACGACCCGAAGUUCGGCGCACGCCCACUGAACCGCCUCAUCACCAACGAGAUCGGUAACGGUCUCGCUGACAAGAUCAUUCGCGGCGAGCUGCGGACGGGCGAGACAGCCGUUGUCUCGAUCAAGUCAGACAACUCUGGCCUCGAAGUCGCGGCGAAGCCCAAGGCAUAG